CAAAUGAAAAUGAAACAAAAAUAGACGUCGUUCGUAGCAUUUGUUUACUUUUUAUUUAGUGCAUCUGUCUAUUUGCCUAAAAUUAAUUGUGGAGCCGGCGGAGCAACAUUCUGGUUAUUAUAAAGGAGUAAUUUAUAAAUCAAUUAUAUAAACUUUACUACAUUUACAUAUAUCCAUAUACAUAUGUGGGUAUAAUUGCAAGCGUUUUGAAAUUCAUUUAUUGGUUUGACAACAAACUAGUAAAUUUUGUACAAUACAUGCAUGCGUACAUGCAUAGCUGGCUGAACUCAUUCUAGAAAGCCUUUAUUUGCCUCCUUGGGAUUCUACAAUGGAUGAAACCGAGGUAGUGAUAGAAAUUGAAAACUGUGAUUCCGAUGAUGCGGAUGCAAUGCUUGCGCAGAUAAAGAAAGAACUGGCCGACGACAGUGCUCCUCUAACACCCGAAAAAGAAAAUAUAGAACUAUCAGUCUGCACUAAAUCUGAAAAAGAUGAACCUGAUUCUACAUACAAUAUUAUAGAAAGCAGUGACAUAGAUGAUGCUUCCCCAUUAGUUGCUUCACAAACCGUUGAUAAAUUUAUUAUAUACGAACUAGAUCAGGAUAAUUUUAAAAAUGAUGUACCAGCAAUGCUUGAGAAGCCACAAAGCGCAGAGAUUGAAGCAUACCAAAAACCAGCAAAAGGAAUUAAUGAAUUCAAUGCUGCCAAACGUCAUUUUCCAAAUUUAAACGAUAUAUCGAAAACAACGAGCCCAAUGGACAACCCUCUAUUGGAAAUAAAUGAUAUUGCACUAAACGAUGCCCAAGACAUCAUUUCGCUGGUAUCAUCUGAUGAAGACGAGGUGAACGUUACAAAUGGCUAUCCGAUUCGGAAGUCUAAUACUGAUACAACAACACUAUCUAACUCGAAAAAUGCUAAAUCGAAAAAAAGAAAACAUGCCGAUGUAGAAGCAGACGAGAAAAAUGAUACUGUAAAAAAUUACCACCAUCAUAUCUCUACUGACGUUUUCACUCAACUCGAGUUAAAAGACUUCUUUGAGCGUGCGUUCGAAAAAACACGAAAAUUAAGCAUCAGAAGGCGCCAGAUAAUUAAAAUGUGGCUGUUUAAGGCCGUUUGUAAAGCGCAAGAAGAUUUAGAGGCUAACAAAUUUUGUGAACCAUGUUACAAAGCAAAGAGGAAAGCAGUCAAAUGGAAACGCUAAUUAUAUAAGAAAAA
This is a messenger RNA of Rhagoletis pomonella (apple maggot), 1212 nucleotides long. RefSeq lists its product as uncharacterized. The record is from RefSeq and is a predicted model, not a curated record. The transcript is spliced from 2 exons. Bases 329 to 1198 code for a protein of 289 amino acids. Lineage: Eukaryota; Metazoa; Arthropoda; Insecta; Diptera; Tephritidae.